Messenger RNA from Humulus lupulus (European hop), 1521 nucleotides. RefSeq names its product trafficking protein particle complex II-specific subunit 120 homolog. The record is from RefSeq and is a predicted model, not a curated record. The coding region runs from base 352 to 1521 and encodes 389 amino acids. The transcript is spliced from 2 exons. NCBI's taxonomy places the organism in Eukaryota, Viridiplantae, Streptophyta, Magnoliopsida, Rosales, Cannabaceae. Gene Ontology annotation, cellular component: trans-Golgi network.
UAUAUAAAUAUUAUCUGGGAGAUGGUUUUUAAUUUUCGGGGAUCUCAUGUCUUUACGUGUAUUAAGCAGCAUUCUUGGCUCAUAUCAUUCAUUUGACACGAGGAGUUGGGUUUCACUUUGUCUACUUUGAUUGUCGGUGGACUCUUAUGUUUCUUAUAGCUAUUUUAGAGCUCGUUCUUUACCACUAUCUGUCAUUUAUUAAACAUUAUUUUUUUUAAAUUUUCACUGACCAUAUCCUCUUAUUUUGUGGAACAUAUCUUGUAAAUAUGUUGUUAACAAGUUUAUUUGCCUUUAUCUUACUUGGAAACUUUACUGAAGGAGGCUGGAUCAGGUCAUGCUGAUAGCACAAAAAUGAUGCACCAGGCCGUAAUUUCUCUUUUUGAGUCUCAAUGGAGCACCCUGCAAAUGGUUGUACUGAGAGAGAUUCUGCUAUCUACUGUCCGUGCUGGAGAUCCUCUUGCUGCCUGGAGUGCAGCUGCACGGCUGCUUAGGUCAUAUUAUCCUUUAAUUACACCUGUAGGGCAAAAUGGUCUUGCUAGUGCACUUUCAAAUUCAGCUGAUAGGCUGCCUUCUAGAACACGCUCUGCUGAUCCUGCUCUACCUUUCAUUAGAUUGCAUUCUUUUCCCCUUCAUCAAUCACAAAUGGACAUUGUUAAGCGGAAUUCAGCUAAAGAAGAUUGGUGGGCUGGAUCAGCUCCUUCUGGACAUUUUAUAUACACACCAUUCAGCAAAGGAGAGCCAAAUAACAACAGUAAACAGGAGUUGAUUUGGGUUGUUGGGGAACUUGUUGAAGUUUUGGUUGAGUUGGAAAACCCUUGUGGCUUUGAUUUGAGGGUCGAUAGUAUUUAUCUGUCUGUGAAUUCAAGAAAUUUUGAUCCUUUCCCUGUUACUGUUAAUCUUCCAACUAAUUCCUCAAAGGUUAUUGCCUUGUCUGGGAUUCCAACAUCAGUGGGGCCUGUGACAAUUCAUGGGUGCACUGUCCACUGCUUUGGUGUUAUUACAGAACACCUGUUUAAGGAUGUUGACAACCUGCUCCUUGGAGCGAUGCAAGGACUUGUGCUCUCUGAUCCUUUUAGAUGCUGUGGGUUUGGGAAGUUGAAGAAUGUAUCAGUUCCAAAUAUUUCUGUGGUACCACCACUACCUUUGCUGGUAUCACAUAUUGUUGGUGAUGGUGCAAUUAUUCUACAUGAAGGUGAAAUUCGUGACAUUUGGAUACGUCUGGCAAAUGCUGGCACAGUUUCAGUUGAGCAGGCCCAUAUUUCACUAUCAGGGAAGAACCAAGAUUCUGUUAUCUCAAUUGCGAGUGAAACCUUACAAUCUGCAUUGCCUUUGAAACCUGGUGCAGAAGUGACAAUUCCUGUGACCUUAAAAGCACGGAGACUUGGUGUAGGGGAUGUUGAUAUUGCUGGUGGAAAGAGUGCCUCUGGAAGUAUAGUGAGGCAUUCCAAGGAUGGAAGCAGUCCUGUGUUGCUGAUCCAUUAUUCAGGUACCUUUUUUGUUGCACUUCUCUUUUACUUUUGA